Topomyia yanbarensis is the source of this 5332-nucleotide messenger RNA. RefSeq names its product high mobility group protein DSP1 (gene Dsp1). Gene Ontology annotation, molecular function: DNA binding, bending. Gene Ontology annotation, biological process: regulation of transcription by RNA polymerase II. The record is from RefSeq and is a predicted model, not a curated record. Gene Ontology annotation, cellular component: nucleus. Lineage: Eukaryota; Metazoa; Arthropoda; Insecta; Diptera; Culicidae. The coding region runs from base 431 to 1876 and encodes 481 amino acids. The transcript has 6 exons.
UUUGGCCUGGCAAAAACGGGCCGCUUUCCUAUUGCAAAAGCAUUGGAUUUUUCUGGCCUACUACGUGCGAUUGAUUGUGCACCAUUGCUGCUGGAGUAGGAGGAGGAGGAGCAGCAGGAAGAAAACACAAAACAUUAGACCACAGAACGAUUUUUUCCUGGAAGAAAAUAGAAUUAGUACAUAUACGGUUAUUUUGAUUGGUUCGAGUAGCGCCCACUGGCGGCGGGAAGUGUGUGUAAGCAGGGGUAGCGGAAGAAGAAGUGCAAAGGAAGUGUGGAAUACAGUGAAGUGUAUUAAAAUAUCCUAUCGCAACAGCAGCAGCUCGAAGGAUAAACCCGGAAGUGGUUCAGAAACGAAGUGAAAGGAGAAUCGAAAAAGAGUACAGCAGAGGAGAGAGAGAGGGGUGUUUGGGACAGUUUACGCAACCAUCAUGUCGGAGCACCAUCGCGGUGCUUGGGGUACUCGGGAGGAUGCUGUAUGGUGGCCCGGGGGUAUCUCGUCAUCGGAUCAGCAAACUAUUCAGCACCAUCAGCAUCUCCUUAAUCAGCACCAUCAGCAGCAGCUGGCCCAGCAACAGGCACAGCUCCAGCACCAGGUUGCCGUUCAGCAACAACAACAGCAGCAGCAACAACAACAACAGCAACAACAGCAGCAGUCCCAGGCACACAAUAACGAUAACGCCCGAAGCAAUAGUACAACGUCGACAUCCGCGACCCAGCAGUUAUUCUCCUACAAAAUGGCAAACAGUUUUCAGAACCCCGUUACGACCAUAUCGGGUGUAACGGUGUCCACCUCAAACUCUCCUUACGACUAUCGUCUUGGAAUGAGCACAGCAGGCGUCGUGUCAAGGCCCGGUGAUCCACCGACGAUGGCCAGUACCGCACCUACGACUCAGUGGUGGUAUCCUGGUGGACAGAAUGCCCUCGACAACUCCCUGCAGCAACAACAGCAGCAGCAGCAACAACAACAACAGCAACAGCAGCAACAACAACAACAGCAGCAGCAGCAACAACAACAUCAGGUACAACAACAAAGCCAACAACAGCAGAAUCAACAUCAAGCCCACAGUCAACAGACCCAAUCGAAUCAAACACACGUGCAGCAGACGCAGAACAAUACGAUUCAGAGCAAAAUCGGCGGCAAUCGGCCGGUCAAGGACAAUAAACCAAGGGGGCGCAUGACAGCGUAUGCCUUUUUCGUACAAACCUGCCGCGAAGAGCACAAGAAAAAGCACCCGGAGGAGCAAGUCAUAUUCGCCGAAUUCUCGCGGAAGUGCGCAGAACGGUGGAAGACGAUGCUGGAUAAGGAGAAACAGCGCUUCCACGAGAUGGCCGAAAAGGACAAGGCACGGUACGAGCUGGAGAUGCAAAGUUACGUUCCACCGAAGGGCACAGUCGUCGGCCGUGGCAAGAAGCGAAAGGCCUUCAAGGAUCCAAAUGCGCCCAAGCGGUCACUAUCGGCGUUCUUUUGGUUCUGCCACGAUGAACGGAACAAGGUGAAGGCACUGAACCCCGAGUACGGAGUUGGUGAUAUCGCGAAGGAACUCGGCCGAAAGUGGUCCGACAUGGAUGCAGAAGUUAAAUCCAAGUAUGAACAGAUGGCGGAGAAGGAUAAGCAGCGGUACGAGGCGGAAAUGACCGAGUACAAGCUGAAGUGCAAAAACGAGCAGCAGGGCGGCACGGCGCUGAACCUCGGCGGACUGCAGCAGACCGGCCUCCAGAAUCUGCCCCAGCACGUACAGCAGGCAGCGGCCGCUCAGCUGCAGGCUCAGGUGCAGCAGCAGUUGGCUGCGCAGGCGGCUGCUGCAGCCGCGGCAGCCCACCACGCCAACGACGACGAUGACGAUGUCGACGGGGACGAGGACGAUGACGAGUAAAAUCAAGCUUUCGAUUUGUAUUAUAAAUAUUUUCUUACGAUGAUAUUAAGCAACCGGCAACAGCAGCAACAACAGCAACAACAACAACAGCAGCAGCAGCAACAUCAACAACAAUCAGGAGUAGGAGGAGGAGGACAGUCAGCUCUACUAGCCAGUUUGAUAAACCAUCGACAGCAACAGAAAAAGAAGCCACAGAAUAAGGACGAUGGCGAUGUUGAGCAGGACAAGUCCAACUCACCUUCGGCUGCUGCGACAUAAUCAACAAUACAUACACAAACACAGAUUGGACGAACAGAUAAUUCGGGAAGCCUCCGGUAAAUGAUAGGAUCUACUCUCGUCCCGUCAUUCGCCGUACGCCGACGGCUUGAGGAUUCUUAGAUGCUGUUCUGUUCCAAAACGCAAUAAUCCUUCCAUUAAACGGACACAUCAUUUCAAUGGUUGUGUCUGAGCGAGUUAAAUUUGUGGAAUAGUUACAGAGCAGCUCAAAUUGGUAAUAUUUGAGAACGAACAUCGCGAUUCGUUCCGGUCGUUACCAAAUUGGAGGCUCUUGUUGUUGUCUUCUGAAAAAGAAACGCUAGCAAACACACUUUUUCAACAGAAAAAUUCAAUCAUCAAUACACAGACGUAAUUUCCAAUCGAAUAAUCAAAAUGAAUGGGAAUGGCUUGUGGCAGCAAGCGUUCGAAUUAUACAGAAGAAAACUAAUUCAGAAAAUUCAGAAAUAAGUGAAACAUUAGUUCACUUAAACAAACUAACAAACAAACAAGCACACACCGACAGAAAAGUUAAGGAAAUAUUUCUCAAUACAAAAUGGGAAAGGUUGAUAAUGUAAGCAAAAGAUAGAGAGAGUGAAGAGAAAGAGAGUUAAGUAAACCUACAGCAACUACUAAACACAUACACACACACACACACAGUUUUGAGACGAUAUUAAGUCGUCCAGUACUGCGUCGAUGGGAGUACAAGCGAAUCAGAACAAUAGGAACCGAGGAUGGCGCGAUCGCGUGUGUGGGCUUAUUUGUAUUAUAUACUAAGCGAAGAGAACAAACACUAAGCUGAUUUAUUAUUUUCAUGAACUCUUAUACAAUGUCAUCCCCCAACCCACACACAGACAGAAACAUUUUCACAUCCGACAUCCUAUUUGUUGCUUAUUUUAAGAAGGAAGGAACCAUAAACAUUUAAAUACGCAGAGAAUUAUAAAUUGUAAACAUUCGAUAUUUGCUGUUGAUAUCAACAAAUUAAAACAAUUAGUUUUUGUUUUUCUUCGACGACAAGAGACGAUCCCCCCGACUAUAGUUUGGAUCGAUCGUAGCAAGCUAUGCGGAAAAUCAUUCAGCUGUCAAAUCUUUUCACAUCGCUUGCAUCAGUUCCAUGUGUUUUUUUUUUUUCAAUCACUACUAGUGAAGUGCGUAAAUCAGAGUUUUAAAAACUGUUUGAUCAGCUAUUUCCAUGACAAAUUCGGUAAGUUUGUUCCGGUGAUUUUCACCAACAAAUCGGGUCAAAAAUUUGACAUGCCCUACAGACAUUUUUUCUCAUCCGAAUCGGAUCCUACCUGGACACCUUCCAGGAAGCCACGUGGCUUACACGAACGUGAAAAAAAAACUUCAAUUAGUACAACCAACAAUCUAAUCUUAGUGGUAUUAUUGGCGAUCGCUUUUUUCUUUGCGUUUUUUUUCUGUUAUAUCCAAUAGGUCAACCUUCUUUGUUAUAUCUUUAUUGGGAAACGAGCGAGCGGGUUGUUUGAGUGCGAAUGCUGACCGCGUGUGCGUAGAGUAAGUAACCGGUUGAACAGAGAGAGAAAACAAAAGUAAUGUACUAGAUUAGCGCCCAGAGAUUAGUUCAUUAGUUGCGAAACUGACGAAACUGCGUCUUCGAUCGAUCGUUGAAAAAAACAAACAGGAUCAUCCAUUACAAGAAAGGGAGGAAGGAAAUCGCAGUUGAAGGUGAUUUUUUUCCAAGAAAAAAAAAAAAAGAUAAAUAAUUAUUAGUUUUCCGAGACGAGAAAUCUCUUAAAAUAUAUUUUCUGACGAUUUAUUUUUUCUCACUCAUAGAAAUUCCUUUAUUUUUAUUAAUGAUUACUGAUUAAAAGUAACCUUAAGUUUGAUCUACUAGAAUGCAUGCUUAAUAAGUGUUAGAUUUUGGGCAAGAAUCAGGCAGUGGGCGAGUGGAGAAUUUGCGUCCCCUGCAUGUGUGAUGUGUGCCCGAGAAAAUGAAUUACCUACAAAAAAUAAGAAAUUAUUUAGCAGUAAGAGUGCAAGUGAGAGACUUUUUGAUGAACUAAAAACGAAAGAGAUAAAACAGCGCUUGAAUUAAAAAAAAAAAGCACGGAGUAUGAGAACUGUGGGAGUUAAGAAAGAGGAGAAAAACGCAUUGAAUAAGAUACAAGUUUGAUCGUAAGUUAGCUAACACGGACACACUUAUCUCUCAAUGUAAAUAUUAAACGGAAAAAAGUGAACAAGAAAAUCAUAAGAAAAAAUCUAGACAAGAAACCUACCACAUAGAAAACCGCUCUCCGACCCACUCCGAUAGAUGCGGGGUGCACAUGCGGGGGUCAUCUUAUUUGGAUAUAGAAAUCAGAGUUUGAUCGGAAGUGAAAAAGAAAAAAAAGUGAACAAAAAUAUACUUAUAAAUAAAGGAAAACACGCAUUAUAAACAAAUUAUUACAAACAAAAAAAAAAACAAGUAAAAAGGUAAAUAAUUAACAAGUAAGUUUUAGUGAAAAUAAACAGCCAGAUAAAUUAAAACAAAAGUAACAGAGCGACGGCGAGAGAUGAAGGAAAUAAUAGUGAAACUCUUGAACUCUUGCACUCUAGACAGAAACCAGCAACAACAACAACAACAAACAGAACACGAAAUCACGUUGAUACAAACAAGUAUUUGAAAGCAGAGAACCACACACAUAAAACACACACACACACACACUCAGAGAGAUGAGAACACAUGCAUGCAACCAACCGGCAAUCGGAGAAAACCGGUCCCAAAAAGACGCCACACAUGGUAGCGACGUUCCUCCCUGGCCUUUACCCGGGGUGCACGCGAGGAACGGCGUGACUGCAGAAAUCCAGUAAUAAGCAAACAAAUAUUUAGUGAUCGGUAGAGAAGUGAAGCAAAUAAAAGAUUUACAUUAAAGGAGAAUACAAAAAAAGAAUGGAAAAAAAUACAAACGAAAGAGGAAAAUUGACAAACAGCAGAGAAUACACAACAAAAAAACAAGACAAAAAGUUACGCUCAUAUUCAACACACACACAGUCACACAUACACAGAGAAAGACACGGACGUUCGACCGAAAGAAAAAAACGGAACUAAUCAUACACAACACAUACACAAAGGAAAACAGAAGACAUUAAGGAAACCGCAUCUCGAUCCCCCUUCUUUUGUAUAUGUAAUACUGUACGUACGUUAAACACAUGUAAUUUUACUGAAGACAAAAUAAAAUGAAAUUAAUUGAAAAAAAAAACUAA